AUGCCCGUGGCGUCGGCAGGCUGGAUCACGUUUGGCGCGCUGGUGCUGUUUGGUAUCGCAAGUGGCCUUCCCUUUUGGUCGCACGCGCCGCCGUCGGCCAACGUCAGCAUCAGCGUUGGCUUGUGGCAAUUCUGCGUGUACGUGCAUGCGAAAGCCACGACCACCAGUGAGUGCCCCAUUCCGUUCGUGGACGUCGAGUGCUGGUGGCUCCAUGCAACCAACAACUCUCCGUUUUCAACCGUUCGACUGUGUUCGAUGCGCUCGCACGACACGUUGGCGAUGCUCACGUGCGACGCCCCAGCUGCAUCCACCUUUUUGCGGCGGGCGUGCAGCGGGACCGGGUUGGCGGCUGUGUUUUUGGCGGUCGCGGUGCUGGCCCUCGUAGCUGCUUCGUUUGUCGUGGGGUUUGUCUACCGGGACCGCGAUUACGCUGGCCCAGCCGUUCCUGUUCCGACCAUGUGGCCAACGAUGCUGCUCUCGCUCGCGUGCUCGUUCUCCGUGGCAUGGAUCGUCGUAUGGUCCAUGUAUUCGCCGCCAACGGCUACCUUUGGCUCGGGCGCUGUGCUGCAGGUGGCCGCGACUGGCGUCCUGAUGGCUGCGUUGGGAGUUGAGAUCGAGGAAAUCAUGGCGUUGGGGGGACUUGGUUUGUGCCGCAAGGCUCUGCGUCGCAUUCGAGCGAGGGUGUGA
This is a messenger RNA of Aphanomyces invadans, 687 nucleotides long. RefSeq lists its product as hypothetical. Bases 1 to 687 code for a protein of 228 amino acids. The record is from RefSeq and is a predicted model, not a curated record. Lineage: Eukaryota; Oomycota; Saprolegniomycetes; Saprolegniales; Verrucalvaceae. The transcript has a single exon.